This is a messenger RNA of Diaporthe batatas, 3571 nucleotides long. RefSeq lists its product as uncharacterized. Lineage: Eukaryota; Fungi; Ascomycota; Sordariomycetes; Diaporthales; Diaporthaceae. The transcript has 5 exons. The record is from RefSeq and is a predicted model, not a curated record. The coding region runs from base 732 to 3116 and encodes 794 amino acids.
CGACACGGUACCCUUGACCAGGUGCUCCCGCCCCUUCACAUGCGACCCAAAAAGCAAGACGAGGUCCCUCCAGAUUCUUGCCAGAUGCACUCCUGGUAGGAUGCAGCCAGCAGCUGCCAGCUGCCAGCUGCCAGCCUGCCCAGCCUGCCCAGUCAGGCAGUCAGCCUGUUCAGCCCAGCCAAGUCAAGCUCGGCUCAGAGGCACUAGCUGCUGGCCCAUGGCAUUCAGUUUGUCGCCUUAGACCUAGCUGGAUCCGUCUGAGGUGGCCUAUCACAGGUGACAUUCCAAAGGACCACGGGUGGCGCAGCCCCAUUUUGAGGGCGGACGAGCGCAGAGGCGAGCAGAGUCCUGCAACAAUCAACGUCGUUUGCAAAGCGCCUGAGUGCCUGAGGGAAAGGAAGGAUACCCAGGGUAGCUAGCUGAGCCGUACGUGCCAACCACUGCUCAAGUGCUACCGUGAGCGAGGUAGAUAAUCUAGUCAUCUUGCCCCGCCUUCGAGGUGAACUCAUUCUUAGCAAACGGAACCGAGCAAAAUCCUUGGAAUCCUGGAAUGUCAGCCUCUGCCUUGUUCACUCACACACACAUCUGACAACAAAUUCUUACUCCCCUUUUUUCUUAUCACAACAUACUUGCUGUUUCCAAUCCUGAGUACACACGCUCCCCAGUCAAUACAUCUCGUCCGGCACGCGCGCCGUCUCCUAGUCAGUCUCGUGCAAUAAGCCGACCUCAUCAUGGCUUCCUCGAGGUGGGGCCCCGCCACCUCCAUGCUCCUUGUCCUCUGCGUCAUGCUGGUGCUGUUGCCCGGCAAGGCACACGCAUUCGGAGCUGGAAAUAUCCCAUCGAUUGCCCAGGUCGAAGGCACAAACUGGCGCCAUGGCGACAUUGAGGAUAUGCUCAAGACCGUCGCUUUCCUGCACGGCAAGAAAUGGACCAGCAUGCUGGUGAAGCGGACGUAUUUUGGCAACUGGCUCCGUGAUUACUCCCAGGCUGUAGACGUGGGCUCCCUCAAGGGCUGCAAUGCGCCCACCAUCCGGAUCCUUGUCUGGGUGCUCUCGUUCAUGAGUUUCGGUUACGCCACUGAAGAAUUCGAGGUCACCGAGGAGCGCCUUGGUGUAUACCGACCCGAGGAGCACAUAGACAACCCGCUCGGCUACGCCGACGGUGCGGAUGCUCGCACAUUUGACAGCCGGCUCAGGGGCCCUGUUGAGCCGGUAGAGACUGAGAUCGAUAUGCGGACUGGCAUGAAGAACUACAUCGCCAACGAGUCUGGUGGGUGGGCCACCAGCGCUGGAUACCUGCGCUUCUCCUUUGCGAGGAGCAUCCACUUCGGCAGGCUCUACACCAGCGGGGGAAGCGGCAGGAGCGGCAAGGAGGCCGAUCUCUGUGAGGCUCUGAGGUGCUUGGGCCAGGCCCUCCACUGCAUGGAGGACUUCAGUGCACACAGCAACUACUGCGAGUUGGCGCUGCGGGAACUGGGCUACCACAAUGUCUUUCCACACUGUGGAACUGACGCCCAGAUCAACUUGCGAGGGAAACAUGUCUACCCAAUCGUGACGGGCACCUUUGGAGGCGUCGAUUUCCUUCAUUCGGUUCUUGGCGAGGCUACGGACCACUUCACCCAGUCCGAGGUCGACGAGGUCGACAUUGCGCUGAAGAAUGCCGAGAAAGGCGGCGCUGGGGGCGACCUCAGCCGCGGCGGCUCGACGGGCGAGCGUGGGUUUUUCGGCCUCAGCUUUGGCGGCGGUAGCAGCAACGUCGGGUCGGACUUUAUCUCGAGCAUCGCUAAACUACCGGGCGUGGGGUCGGGUUUUGCUUCAGAGGCCCGCAGCCUCCAGCAAGCCUCUGCGGACCAAGAGCGACAGAACGAGAGCACUCGGGCCAACUUGAACCAGGUUCCAGGCAUGUCGCCGGAUUUCGACCCCGUGCAAACGGCCAAGCGCAUCUACCCGAUCCUCGAGUUCCGGGACAAGAUCGUCAAGUCGCUGUCAAACAUCAUCAGCAAGGUUCCUGGCUUGGAGAAGCUGCUAGAACACAUCAGUGAGACUCUCACCGCGUUCGUGCUUGGCCUUCUGGCCCCAUUUGUGCGACCCAUCAUCAACCAGGUUUCGAAGACUCUCAAAGAUGGCAGCUCAGGAGUCAUCACGGCAAGCGCCAACAACCAGCUGGAGCCGUGGAGGAACCCCUCCUGCACCGAUCCAACUCACUCGAUGCUGUCCAAGGACCACUUCACCAACAUCCUGAACCCCUGCGCCGGCAGAGUUGCUUCUACCAUUUUGCAGUACACAGUUCCUCGCGUGCUGUACGCUUGGGAGCACACAGGCGUGCCAGUUGAUGAAGUCGUCAAUGAUGUGCUCCGCGCCUUCCACCACCCAGCCAUUCGCGACGAGCACGUUCAGGUCCAGAAGGACAUGUUCGAAACCGUGCGUCAAUGGGCUCACGAGUAUGGUCAGAACCACGACCUCAACAACACUCUGGGCUCAGAAUCCGUCAAGAACGGGAAGAACCACAUCAUCCGCCAUGAUCAGAAGGGCGGGCACAACCACGGUGCAAACGAUUGGUCCGCCUGGAAGAACGCCCUCGGUGAAGUCGGCCAUGGGAAAGUUGCGGGCUCCCUGUGGUCCCAGGUGCAGACGCGAGACCUUGACGCCAUGGAAGGUCGCGAUGGCCGGCCACAGGAUCAGUACAUAAGUCAGGAGCCUGCACCGCCGCAGGCAGCUCGACCAUAUGGAUCGUACGGUUACGGCCAGUCCGAUCAUCCACCAACCGGAGGAGCCGCCGAUGAUUACCUGCGUCCGUCUCAGCCGGACCAGCAGUACUACGGCCACACCCCGCCUCCUCCGAAUCAAUACGCCCCGCCAGCUCCCGGGCCCUAUGGACAGCCGCCGCCAGGGCCUCCUAACCAGUACGGGUAUCCCCCACAGUACCAGGGGUCGCAGUAUAGUCAAGGCCCUCCCCCUCCCGGGCAGGGAGGAUACUGGGGUGGUGGCCCACCACCACCUCAGGGUGGAUAUCCUGGGGCCGGACACGGCCCCGGUGGGCAGCAAUACCCGCCUGGACCAUACGGGCAGCCCCCGCCCGGCCAGGGCGGAUGGGGUGGCUAUCCACCACGGUACUGAGAUUUACCGCUGUAGUCGGAUUUUAGUUGUCGGCAAGUAGGUAGAGGUUAUAGAUACAGGGACCAGCGGAUCUCAGGUGAAGCUGCCAAGGGUAGGGCGGUUAUGUGACCUGCACAUUCUGCUUGAGAAGGUUACCAGACGAGUCGAUGGUGAUAAUAGGCAGGGGGGUACUUGUUGCGUGGUGAUCAUCACGUCCUUAAUGCCAAUCGUGUCUUCAAAUGUUUGUGUCCCGUUGACGGAAGGCAGGGUGUUGUUAUGUGCCGGCUGGAAAAAGUUGUUUUUCCUGCGCAGCUAUACAUGUAUACUUUUGCACAUGACUAUCACUCAGCGGCGGUGUCUAUCGGGACAAUCCAAGCCGCAAUGCAGCAAAGCAACGAAAACUGACAUACGAGUAUGAGCAUACGGCCUAAAAAAGCCUCCUGACUCAAAUUCGCAAUCUAAAAAUGUCCUAUUCA